AUGGGGAAGAGAGGAAGGUCUUGUAUUGUGGUACUUGGAGAUCUUGGUCGAAGUCCUCGGAUGCAAUAUCAUGCUCUUUCUCUUGCUCGUCAGGCAUCAUUUCAAGUGGACAUUGUUGCAUAUGGAGGUUCUAUACCCCAUGAAGCUGUUUUAAACCACCCAUCAAUCCACAUCCAUACCAUGGCACAGCCUCGAUUCAUUCAACUCUUGCCAAAGAUACUUUAUCCUGUGACUCUCUUGCUCAAGGCAUUUAUUCAGUUUACCAUGCUUCUAUGGUUUCUUUUCGUCAAAGUACCAGCACCUGAUAUCUUCUUAGUCCAGAAUCCUCCAUCCGUCCCAACGCUAAUUGCUGUUAAGUGGGCAAGUUCAUGGAGGCGUGCAGCGUUUGUUGUAGAUUGGCAUAAUUUUGGAUAUACAUUGUUGGCAUUGUCUUUAGGAAGAAACAAUGUGUUUGUAACGUUAUACUGCUGGUUUGAGAAGCAUUAUGGAAAGAUGGCAACAGGAUCGCUAUGUGUGACAAAAGCCAUGCAACAUGAACUGGAUCAGAAUUGGGGAGUGAGAGCCAAAGUUUUGUAUGAUCAGCCUCCUGAGUUUUUCCGCCCCGCUUUGCUUGAAGAAAGGCACGAGUUGUUUUGCCGAGUGAAGAAAGAUCUUUGCCAUCCAGUUGGUGUCUACGAUAUCAUCAGUGGAGAAUUGGAGAAGCAAGAGCUGAAUGAAACCCUUUUUACCACUAAAAUCAAUGACAGUAUUUCCCUUAAGGUGAAUAGACCAGCUCUUGUUGUGAGUAGUACAAGCUGGACCUCUGAUGAAGAUUUUGGUAUUCUAUUGGAAGCUGCGGUGAUGUAUGACCGGCGUGUUGAUGCAAGAUCGAAAGGAAAUGAUGUAGGCGAAAUUUCAGAAGAGCAACACCGCUACCCCAACUUGGUAUUCAUCAUUACAGGUAAAGGACCUGAAAAGGAGAAGUACGAGGAGAAAAUCAAACGGUUAAACCUCAAACAUGUGGCAUUCCGAACAAUGUGGCUCGCAGCUGAAGAUUACCCAUUGUUAUUAGGUUCUGCAGAUCUCGGUGUUUGCUUACACACUUCCUCAUCGGGUUUAGACCUUCCCAUGAAGGUUGUUGAUAUGUUUGGAUGUGGCCUCCCAGUUUGCUCAGUUUCCUACUCAUGCAUUCACGAACUCGUUAAAGAUGGGAAGAAUGGACUCUUGUUUUCAUCUUCAUCGGAAUUAGCAGAUCAAUUACUGAUUCUCUUUAAGGGAUUUCCCGCGAACUGCGAUGCACUUAUGUUGCUUAAAGCGGGUGCAAUGGAUACUGGUUCUUCGGGUCGAUGGGCUACAGAAUGGGAAGAUUGUCGUGUCACUAAUAGCUGA
Arabis nemorensis is the source of this 1368-nucleotide messenger RNA. The record is from the annotation of a GenBank genome assembly. Lineage: Eukaryota; Viridiplantae; Streptophyta; Magnoliopsida; Brassicales; Brassicaceae.